AGGGAGUAAUUGCUUUGUGUAGAGGAGAUGUCGAGAAAAACGGAAUCUAAAUCGGCUACGUCGAGUGUGAUUGCAAGGUUCAUGGGACUUGAUCAACUCCAAUCUCAGCAACCUGUCAAUAAGCAGAGAAAGCUUCAAAGAGUGCUCUCAGAGAAUUAUCUGCGAAAAGCUGCUUCGAUAGGUGCUUGGGAGAAGCGCUCUUCCGGUGAGCGCAGUUCGUUUCGGUUCGGCGUUGAAGAGACAAAGGGGUUCGACGAUGCGUUUGAAGUAAUAGAAUCAGUAGAGAUAGAAAAGGGAAGUGUAGACUUAAGAUCGUCUCCGGAACGAAAGCAUGUCAAAGGGUCAGGAUUUGUGGAUUCUAGAAAGGGUUGUUCUGAAAAUGGUUUCGGGAAUAAGGUGCUUCAGACACUCGAGAAUGGCUUCGUAAAAGAUUCUCGAAGGGAAUUCGGGCAUGAUAGUACUUCUGCUGUUCCUAGAUUUCAUCUGGAAUCAAACAAUGAAAGAUGUCCUUCCUCUAGAAAAAUUGUCAUUUUGAAACCAAAGCCUAUAGAGGCUGAGACCGAUAGUAAACACAAAGGGUUCCUUGGUCACGGAAAAGGAAAUUCGCAUGCUCGAGUUAAGAACUUUUCAAUGGUGUAAAAUCCUCCACGCGUA
Molecule: messenger RNA, 654 nt
Organism: Hibiscus syriacus
Lineage: Eukaryota; Viridiplantae; Streptophyta; Magnoliopsida; Malvales; Malvaceae
Exons: 2
Coding region: 28-639 (203 amino acids)
Source: RefSeq, a predicted model, not a curated record